AUGGUUGCCGUCGUGGCAGAAGUCCCUCUUGUUGCAGAUGGUGAAUUUACUGUUGGGAUGGAAUUCAGUUCAAGAGAAGCUGUUAUUAGGGCGAUGAAAGAGUAUGUCAUCCAAAGAAGUGUAGACUAUCGGGUGUAUGAGUCGGAGCUGUUGACAUUUUAUGCCAAGUGUACACAUUCUGGGGAGGGGGAUCAUUCGAAGUUGGAUUCUAACACAAUUAUAGAAGUAAUAAAGCUGUUGAUUGAGGCUGACCCCUCGUUAAAGAUGAAAUCAGUUAUUGCAGAAAUGCAAUCGAAGUUCAAUUACACUGUAAGUUAUCGGGAAGCAUGGUUGGCUAAGCAAAAGUCAGUAGAAAAAAUAUUUGGAGGUUGGGAAGCAUCGUACGAAGCAUUGUCGAUAUGGUUUGAGGCCAUGUGUCAUAAAGAGCCAUCAGCUAUCGUCCAUUUUGAGACUAUGCCUACAUACCAAGGCGAUGACUUGGUAAAUGAUAUCCGUGUAUUGCAUCGGGUCUUUUGGAGUUAUUACCCCUGCAUUAGAGCAUUCAGACAUUGUAAGCCAGUUGUCCAUGUGGAUGAGACUCACUUGUACGGAAAGUAUAAGGGUUAUUUGUUAGUGGCAGUGUCACAGGAUGGUAACAACAAUAUCGCCCCAAUUGCAUUUGCUAUUAUGGAGGGAGAGACUUCUGAUGCGUGGCACUUUUUUCUUAGUAACUUGCGACAACAUGUUGUGACUCGGGAUGGUGUGGGGCUCAUAUCCGACCGACACGAAUCCAUCAAUACAGUUGUGGCUUGCAGUAACGGAGCAUGGUCACCUCCUAGAGCUUUUCAUAUGUUUUACAUCAGGCAUAUAGAGUCGAAUUUCUUGAGAAAAUUUAAGGCACCGUACCUGCAAAAAUUUGUCGUCAAUAUAGGAUAUUCGAGGAUGGUGUGCGAGUACGAAGUGCGUUUUCAGCGGUUACGAGAACAGGGCGAGGCUUACACUAACUGGUUAAAUUGA
Molecule: messenger RNA, 996 nt
Organism: Arachis stenosperma
Lineage: Eukaryota; Viridiplantae; Streptophyta; Magnoliopsida; Fabales; Fabaceae
Exons: 3
Coding region: 1-996 (331 amino acids)
Source: RefSeq, a predicted model, not a curated record